Molecule: messenger RNA, 4272 nt
Organism: Physeter macrocephalus (sperm whale)
Lineage: Eukaryota; Metazoa; Chordata; Mammalia; Artiodactyla; Physeteridae
Gene: PLA2G4A
Product: phospholipase A2 group IVA
Exons: 18
Coding region: 177-2345 (722 amino acids)
Biological process (GO): glycerophospholipid catabolic process
Cellular component (GO): endoplasmic reticulum; cytosol; Golgi apparatus
Molecular function (GO): calcium-dependent phospholipid binding; calcium ion binding
Source: RefSeq, a predicted model, not a curated record
AAGGAUAAGACUUGAACUUCUCUGUGGUCCCGGGCUGAGAAAGGAUCCUGACAGAAAGCUAGAGGCGUAAAGAAGCCUGAGGAAUCUCAUUGUAACUCUGGGAACUGUUUUAAAGAAGCUAGAGUGCCAGAGAAGACUUUUGAAGUGUGAAGAGAUUUCCUGUAAUUGAAAUCAACAUGUCAUUUAUAGAUCCUUAUCAGCACAUUAUAGUGGAGCACCAUUAUUCCCACAAGUUCACAGUAGUGGUGUUACGUGCCACAAAAGUGACAAAGGGGGCCUUCGGUGACAUGCUUGACACUCCAGACCCCUAUGUGGAACUUUUCAUCUCCUCAACCCCUGACAGCAGGAAGAGAACAAAACACUUCAAUAAUGACAUAAACCCUGUGUGGAAUGAGACCUUUGAAUUUAUUUUGGAUCCUAAUCAGGACAAUGUUUUGGAGAUCACGUUGAUGGAUGCCAAUUACAUCAUGGAUGAAACGCUCGGGACAGCAAUAUUUCCAAUAUCUUCUAUGAAAGUGGGAGAGAAGAAAGAGGUUCCUUUUAUUUUCAACCAAGUCACUGAAAUGAUUCUGGAAAUGUCUCUUGAAGUUUGUUCAUCCCCAGACCUCCGAUUUAGUAUGGCUCUGUGUGACCAGGAGAAAGCUUUCCGACAACAGAGAAAAGAAAACAUAAAGGAAAACAUGAAGAAACUCCUGGGUCCAAAGAACAGUGAAGGCUUGUAUUCUACACGUGACGUGCCUGUGGUGGCCAUACUGGGCUCAGGUGGGGGGUUCCGAGCCAUGGUAGGAUUCUCCGGUGUGAUGAAGGCACUGUAUGAAUCAGGAAUUUUAGAUUGCGCUACCUACAUUGCUGGUCUUUCUGGAUCUACGUGGUACAUGUCAACUUUAUAUUCUCACCCUGAUUUUCCAGAGAAAGGGCCAGAGGAGAUUAACGAAGAGCUAAUGAAAAGUGUUAGCCACAACCCUCUUUUACUUCUCACACCACAGAAAAUUAAAAGAUACGUUGAGUCUUUAUGGAAGAAGAAAAGCUCUGGACAACCUGUCACCUUUACUGAUAUCUUUGGGAUGUUAAUAGGAGAAACACUAAUUCACAAUAGAAUGAACACUACCUUGAGUAGUUUGAAGGAAAAAGUCAAUACUGGACAGUGCCCUUUGCCUCUUUUCACCUGUCUCCACGUCAAACCCGAUGUCUCAGAGCUGAUGUUUGCAGAUUGGGUUGAAUUUAGUCCAUAUGAGAUUGGCAUGGCUAAAUAUGGUACUUUUAUGGCUCCUGACUUAUUUGGAAGUAAAUUUUUUAUGGGAACAGUUGUAAAGAAAUAUGAAGAAAACCCCUUGCAUUUCUUAAUGGGUGUCUGGGGGAGUGCCUUUUCUAUAUUGUUCAACAGAGUCUUGGGAGUUUCUGGCUCACAAAGUAAAGGUUCCACGAUGGAAGAAGAACUAGAAAAUAUUACAGCAAAGCAUAUUGUGAGUAAUGAUAGCUCGGAUAGUGAUGAUGAAUCACAAGAACCCAAAGGCACUGAAAAUGAGGAAGCAGAAAGGGAAUAUCAAAAUGAUAAUCAAGCAAGUUGGGUCCAACGUAUGAUAAUGGCUUUGGUGAGUGACUCAGCUUUGUUUAAUACCAGAGAAGGACGAGCUGGGAAGGUGCACAACUUCAUGCUGGGCUUGAAUCUCAAUACAUCCUAUCCGAUGUCUCCUUUGAGAGACUUUACCACCCAGGAGUCCCUGGAGGAAGAUGAAUUGGAUGCAGCUGUAGCAGAUCCUGAUGAAUUUGAACAGAUAUAUGAGCCUCUGGAUGUCAAAAGUAAAAAGAUUCAUGUGGUGGACAGUGGCCUCACAUUUAACCUGCCAUACCCCUUGAUCCUGAGACCUCAAAGAGGAGUUGAUCUCAUCAUCUCCUUUGACUUUUCUGCAAGGCCAAGUGACUCCAGUCCUCCGUUCAAGGAACUUCUACUUGCAGAAAAGUGGGCUAAAAUGAAUAAGCUCCCCUUUCCAAAGAUCGAUCCUUAUGUGUUUGAUCGAGAAGGACUGAAGGAAUGCUAUGUCUUUAAACCCAAGAAUCCUGAUGUUGAGAAAGAUUGCCCAACUAUCAUCCACUUUGUUCUGGCCAACAUCAACUUCAGAAAGUACAAGGCUCCAGGUGUUCCAAGAGAAACUAAGGAAGAGAAAGAAAUAGCUGAUUUUGAUAUUUUUGAUGACCCUGAAUCACCAUUUUCAACCUUCAACUUUCAAUACCCAAAUCAAGCAUUCAAAAGGCUGCAUGAUCUGAUGUAUUUCAAUACCCUGAACAACAUCGAUGAAAACACAUUUUAUCAGAAUCAAAGCUUCUUGGCAAGUGAGGAUAAAUAAAGAACAGCCAAAGUCUGAGGUAGGAUGCUGGGUCACUAGGCUCAAUCAUGAGCCAAAUCACUCAUUCUCACACGAUUUGAUGAGAGUAGGUGACUUAUUCACGCUGCAGCAACACAACACAUGUUUACUUGCCACAGACUAUUGGAGUUUUUCACCAAUUGUGGACACUGUGUAUAUAAACUCUUCUAAUGCAAAGACAUCUGACCACCAAUCCCAUGGAGGCAGUUUUCAACUUUGUGGCCACCACCACCGUGACUUAAGGCAAAUUUUCGUCUUCAAUUCACAUUCUGACUUAAAUCUUUACUCUGAAAAUGUCAACCUGUCUCUGACAGCUCUGUUGCUGUGCUUCUGUUGCUUCAUUUUCCCCAGAGAUUCUAGCAGCCCUGCUUUGCUGAAGCUAAAUUCCAGUUCAUCUUUAGAGAACUGUUUUGUUUUUGCUCACUUCAUGACAGCAGGCUGGGUUUCUCAUUAGUGUCGGGUUUCUGCACUUACUCAGUCCUCCCAAAUUCCUUUUCACUGCACGUUGCCUAAGUGCUUUUUACAAUGGCAGCAUUUCCUGGUUGUUGUUUAUUUUUUUGUCUUUUUUUUAAUUUUAAGAAACCUAAUAUAUAGUGACUUACAGUGGUAGACAUGUGGUGUGUGGAAAAUGCAGAGGCUUUCGAGUUAAACCAAAUCGGGUACUCAGAUUUUUGCUUGUGCCUCUUCGCUACGUGACGUUGGGCAUGUUGAUUAACCUUUCCAAAUUUCACUUUCCUCAUUUGUAAAAGGAAACAAUGAUACAGAUUUUUAUAGGAUUGGGAUGAGGAUUAAGUAAAAGAAUAUAAUUUAAGAGCUUGGUGCGUACGAGACACUCAGUUGAAACAGGUAAUAUGUUAAUGAUAAUAAUUAUUAUUCAUGUCCAUAUUUAUCUUCUGCUUUUAAUUAUAAAUUUAAACCCUUUAAAAACAAUGACUUGCCUUAUUUACCUUGUAUCCUCCAGAGGUACUGAUCACAAUGCCCAGCACCUAAAAUAAAUAUGCAACAAAAUUUUCAUAAAUCAUUUUAAAAAUGUCAUCGAGUUACUGGCUGAAACUGUUGAAGAAUUUAAUGUAAUAGGAGGAAUGAGUAGUGAGUGUCAGGGUACAGGGCCUGUUGGUGGGAGGCAGAUGCCUGACUGUGGAGAAUCUCCAGGCAAUGUAUGCCUGCCCAGGUAGUGUGACUACAUGCUCUACCCAUAAACUACCACCUCGAUCUAGAGGAAAUACACUUUCUGAGAUCUCUUUUCCAGGACCAGUUAUCACAGGAAAAUGUACUGUUAUGCAGUCUCACUCAUUCAAUUUAUUCAUUCAGUUGGCCUAUUUUAAAGGCAGUGACAGCAUACCAAUGCUGCAUAAUCAUGAGCUUUUAAAAUUCUUUCUCCAGUGAUCCUGUAAAGUGUUAAAUUUUAAGUGUUAAUUAAAAUGAGGAAAAGCAUAUAUCCAGAAGUACUGGUAUUUACUUCUUCAUUUACUGAUAUUUCAUCAUCAUGUUAAGAGUGUCUAGGUACAAGUUAAAGUUUUUAUCUUUUACAAAAUAAUUUAGAAGCUUAUUAUGUAUCAUAGCCUUAUUUUUUUAUGUGAUAUCUCUAGGCAUUUCUUUUUCUUUUUAAUUGAAGUAUAGCUGAUUUACAAUACUGUGUUAGUUUCAGGUGUGUAGCAUAGUGAUUCAGUUAUACAUAUAUGGAUAUCUAUAUCUAUAUCUCUCUCUCUAUAUAUAUAUGUUCCCUUUCAGGCUUUUUUUCCCUUUUAGGUUAUUACAAAAUAUUGAGUAUAGUACCCUGUGCUAUACAGCAUGUCCUUGUUGGUUAUAAUGGCCUUCUAUAUCAGGCCCAAAUUCAUUUACCUUUAAUGCUACCUAUAAUCUUUUUAUAUCUUAUUUAUUUAUUAAUUCAAUACAUAUUUAUUGAGUA